AUGGACGAAGCAGAAGCAGAACAUCACCAACAGCAGGCCAAAGGCGACGCGGACUUGCCAGCAGUAGAACAGAGCAAGGCGCUGCACGAUGAAGACGCCGAAGAAGGGCCAACCAACCAUUCAUCGCCAGCUUCUUCGCCCUCUCUCGAUGAGGGUCGCGAAGAGGCGGAUGCUGCGCUCGCGCCCGAAGGGCAAGGUAGAGCACCCGAUGGGGAGGAGAGCAGCACGGCGGGCUUGACCAGAGAGCAAGAGCAACUGCUGUCGAUGCUCAACGAUGUCGUGGUGGAGAACGACGAAGAAGAACAAGAGGAGGAAGGGAAGAACGAAGAAGAGGACGGAGGAAAAGACGAUGAAGGUAAAGAAGAGGAGGAGGAGGAGAAAGAUCUGGUCGACCUGGUCGACUUGGUCGAGGAGGAGCAAGGAGAAGAAGACAUGGAGCUGGAGAUCGAGGAGAAGGAGAAGAACUCGGAGCUCGUCGAGGAGCCUCGUUGGGCAGGCCUGCUGCCGAAAAAAGAGGUGAAUGACGAAGGAGGCGAUCAGUCCGUGCCUGCGCCAUUCUUCAUCACCAAGAGCGAGAACGAUGGAGAAGAAGAGCAGCGCAACCCAGACACACAAUCGGCGCGGCCGGGCGCCGCAAGUGCCACAACAACUCCAGAGCACGAGUGGUUGGCCCAACUUCCGUCCUUCGUCGCGCCCUACGCGCAGCGCCCGUCGCAGAGAAUCGAGCAACAAAUCGAGCACCUACGGAUCGUUGAAGGGGUGCUCAGCGCUGUAGGCCAAUUCGAGGACGCUCUUGCAUACUUCCAUACACAGAGGCACGCUGACGCAAUGGAAGAGCUCGUGGAGCAGCUCAAACAGCGGAAGGAGCGCUUUGCUCUGUUUAUGGCCAACCCGCAAGCCAGCGCAGUUGCCUUGGAUGAGAAGUGGCGCCAAACGUUCCCGUGGACGGAGAGCAUACGAGACACGCUGUCGCGGGAGGAGGCCAUCAACGCAGCACUCAGCGGUGAGGACAUCUUUGUGCUGUUUACCACGGGGGCCGGCAAGAGCCUCUGCUACGAGCUUCCUGCACUUUAUGCGAACGGCGUCACGGUCGUCAUCAGCCCGCUGAAGUCACUGAUGAACGACCAGCACAACCAUCUGGCGUCAAGGUUCACCAGAAAGAUUGCCAAGCCUCUUCACAGCGACCUUUCAAGCGCCCAGCAACUGCGGGAUGGUGCUGCAACCUCCCGCUUGCAGCUGAAGCUGUGUUAUGUUGCACCAGAGACCUUCUUCCAGCCUUAUGCACAAGAGGUAUUCAAGAAAUUGCAUGACAGGGGCUGCUUGGCCCGAUUUGUGGUGGAUGAGGCUCAUGUACUCCAUGAGUGGGAGCAUUUCCGCCCCCAAUACAUGAAUUUGAGCCAAUUGAGGGAAAAGUUUCCACAUGUGCCCAUCACCACUACAACAGCAACUGCGCCUCCCCCACAACUGAUAGAGUGGAUCAAGGCAAACUGGCCUGAUGACUGUGGCAUUGUCUAUGCCCUCACGGUUGGAACAGUCAAUUUGCUCUGCAAGGCCCUCCAGAACGCAGGCAUUGCUGCAGGAAAAUACUACCAGAAAGAGGACAACAAGGACUACAUACAUGACCAGUGGAUGGCGGAUGAACUCAAGGUCAUUGUUGCCACCUCUGCCUUUGGCAUGGCGCUCUAUCAGUGCACGGGUCCCACGGACACGGAGGGCAUGUGUGACAACUGCCGGGGCUAUCAUGAGAGCGACGAAGAGGAGCCCGGACCUGCCCAAGACGUCGCCCGGGAGAUUGCCCGCGUGAUCCUGCGCAUCGCCGAAUUCGUCGAGAGCCGGGCGGACAGAGAGGGCGACAAAGGUCCCAUCAGCAACGUCACCAUGCUGGUAGACAUCUUCUGCGGCAGCCGCAAGGGAUCUCUCAAGAAAGCCGGCUUCAACGCAACCACUGACCACGGAUACGCCCAUCGCAUGGGGAACAAACCGAAGUCAGAGUUCGUGCGCGACAUUGUCGGUCAGAUGCUGCAGAAGGGGAUCCUGCGCGAGGACACUUGGCACGGCCGCGCGUUUAUCUCGGCAACUGAAGACAUGGCCAGGGCUACCAGUACGAGCCAGAAGAAGACAAAGAAGAGCACUACCACCACCGCCAGCAGCAGCAAGUCGAGCAAAAGCGACAAAGGUAAGGAAAAGGUGACCAAUCUCGACGACUUCGACGAGGCCGAGCCGAAGCCAGAGGAGGAACGGCAAGAAAGAGAGAAGCGAAAGAAGAAAAGAAAAGAGGAGAAGGAAAGGAACAAGGAGAAGAAGUACCCAAAGAUGAAGACGACGACGGCGAAGAAGAAGGGCGCCCACAGCGCAUCGGAUCUGGGUCUGGAGGCCGACCACAGUGACGGAGACGAGCCCCGGCUCAAGCGCCGCAGGACGAGCGAGCCGGCGGUGGGGAGUGGAAGGGGCACGACGGCCUCGUCGUCGUCCACUGCGACGACCAGGAGUCCACCGAGGCCGCGCGCCGCCAAGGUGGCCGCUAGCAAGGCGCUCAUUAAGAAGGAGCCCGAAUACCCCGUGGAGGCCGUCGAGGACGAAUGCACCUAUCUGAUAGACUUGUACACUUUGCAGAAGAGGGGUAAGGUGUACGUCAAGUGGGAAGGAUACGACCACGACCAAAACACGUGGGAGAGAAAGAAAGGCUUCGUGGCGACGGCGCCGGUGCCCUACAGGGAGUUCCUACGCCGCAUGCAACUCGAGGGCAGGACCAUCACCCGCGACGGCCCGUGCGAGUGCCGACUGUGCCGCGAGCAGCACAAGCUGAAGCCGAUGACGGUGAAGAACGAAAACGAGAAGAACGACGACAACAACAAGAACGAGAACGAGAAGAACGAGGACAAAAAGGAGCAGAAGAGAAACAAGAACAAGAAGAGGAGGAAGCGGUACGAUGCCUCGAGCUCAGACGACUCGAGCGCGAGCGACAAGGGUGAUUCCGACUUCUACGAACAGGAUGACGACUCCGAUGCGUUGGCAGAGGACAGGGCGUGGAAGAGCCACAACGCCCGCGCCGUCCGGGCUGAGGCCAGAACUGUGCUGGUGGUCAUCGACGACGACGACGACGAAGACAACGACGACAACAGCGACGUCGGCAUCAAGGAGAACAGCAUUGCUGCAGGAAAAUACUACCAGAAAGAGGACAACAAGGACUACAUACAUGACCAGUGGAUGGCGGAUGAACUCAAGGUCAUUGUUGCCACCUCUGCCUUUGGCAUGGGAAUUGAUAAGCCCGACGUGCGCUACGUCGUCUUCUACAACCUGCCGCAGUCAAUGGUGCAGUUCCACCAGGGCGUGGGCCGAGCUGGUAGGGAUGGGCAGAGAGCCGACGGUGUGAUCUUCUGGUCCUACAAGGACAAGAGGGAGAUCCUCAACGUCCAGAAAUCGAACAGCGAAAACCAGCCAGACAAGGCGACAUGCGAGACAGCGCUCAACACCUUGAUCAGCUACUGCCAGAACACGAGCGUCUGCCGCAUGGGCGCCAUGAUGGAGUACCUCAACACCUACACUUUCAGCGGUGAACAAACGCUCUAUCAGUGCACGGGUCCCACGGACACGGAGGGCAUGUGUGACAACUGCCGGGGCUAUCAUGAGAGCGACGAAGAGGAGCCCGGACCUGCCCAAGACGUCGCCCGGGAGAUUGCCCGCGUGAUCCUGCGCAUCGCCGAAUUCGUCGAGAGCCGGGCGGACAAAGAGGGCGACAAAGGUCCCAUCAGCAACGUCACCAUGCUGGUAGACAUCUUCUGCGGCAGCCGCAAGGGAUCUCUCAAGAAAGCCGGCUUCAACGCAACCACUGACCACGGAUACGCCCAUCGCAUGGGGAACGAACCGAAGUCAGAGUUCGUGCGCGACAUUGUCGGUCAGAUGCUGCAGAAGGGGAUCCUGCGCGAGGACACUUGGCACGGCCGCGCGUUUAUCUCGGCAACUGAAGACAUGGCCAGGGCUACCGGUACGAGCCAGAAGAAGACGAAGAAGAGCACUACCACCACCACCGCCAGCAGCAGCAAGUCGAGCAAAAGCGACAAAGGUAAGGAAAAGGUGACCGAUCUCGACGACUUCGACGAGGCCGAGCCGAAGCCAGAGGAGGAACGGCAAGAAAGAGAGAAGCGAAAGAAGAAAAGAAAAGAGGAGAAGGAAAGGAACAAGGAGAAGAAGAACCCAAAGACGAAGACGACGACGGCGAAGAAGAAGGGCGCCCACAGCGCAUCGGAUCUGGGUCUGGAGGCCGACCACAGUGACGGAGACGAGCCCCGGCUCAAGCGCCGCAGGACGAGCGAGCCGGCGGUGGGGAGUGGAAGGGGCACGACGGCCUCGUCGUCGUCCACUGCAACAACCAGGAGGCCACCAAGGCCGCGCGCCGCCAAGGUGGCCGCUAGCAAGGCGCUCAUCAAGAAGGAGCCCGAAUACCCCGUGGAGGCCGUCGAGGACGAAUGCACCAAGAGGGGUGAGGUGUACGUCAAGUGGGAAGGAUACGACCACGACCAAAACACGUGGGAGAGAAAGAAGGACUUCGUGGCGACGGCGCCGGGAGUUCCUACGCCGCAUACAACUCGAGGGCAGGACCAUCACCCGCGACGGCCCGUGCGAGUGCCGACCCUGCCGCGAGCAGCACAAGCGGAAGCCGACGACGGUGAAGAACGAAAACGAGAAGAACGAAACAAAAAGGAGGAGAAGAGAAACAAGAACAAGAAGAAGAGGAAGCGGUACGAUGCCUCCGGCUCAGACGACUCGAGCGCGAGCGACAAGGGUGAUUCCGACUUCUACGAACAGGAUGACGACUCCGAUGCGUUGGCAGAGGACAGGGCGUGGAAGAGCCACAACGCCCGCGCCGUCCGGGCUGAGGCCAGAACUGUGCUGGUGGUCAUCGACGACGACGACGACGAAGACAACGACGACAACAGCGACGUCGGCAUCAAGGAGAACAGUGGCGGCGAGGGGGCAUGA
Acanthamoeba castellanii str. Neff is the source of this 4980-nucleotide messenger RNA. RefSeq names its product DEAD/DEAH box helicase domain containing protein. Gene Ontology annotation, biological process: double-strand break repair via homologous recombination. Lineage: Eukaryota; Discosea; Longamoebia; Acanthamoebidae. The record is from RefSeq and is a predicted model, not a curated record. Gene Ontology annotation, molecular function: ATP binding; four-way junction helicase activity; 3'-5' DNA helicase activity. The coding region runs from base 1 to 4980 and encodes 1659 amino acids. Gene Ontology annotation, cellular component: nucleus; cytoplasm; chromosome. The transcript is spliced from 31 exons.